This is a messenger RNA of Ylistrum balloti, 3298 nucleotides long. Its product is annotated as gamma-butyrobetaine dioxygenase-like. The transcript has 15 exons. Gene Ontology annotation, cellular component: mitochondrion. Gene Ontology annotation, molecular function: oxidoreductase activity. Gene Ontology annotation, biological process: carnitine biosynthetic process. The record is from RefSeq and is a predicted model, not a curated record. The coding region runs from base 39 to 1496 and encodes 485 amino acids. NCBI's taxonomy places the organism in Eukaryota, Metazoa, Mollusca, Bivalvia, Pectinida, Pectinidae.
UUAAAGACAAUAAGCUCAUACAAAUAUGCGACACUUGCAUGGCUAUGAAGGUAUCUUGUGGCAGAGGUAUUGUUGUAACUAGUAAGGAUUGCUGUGCUCAAGUACUGUACAGAUAUGGUAGUGCUUUCAAUUCUCCUAUAAGGCUACAAACAUGUGCAACAAAAGUCAGUCACAAGGUGAUAUAUAGGAGUAUAAACAUGACAAGAGCUUCAUCAUUCUUUGAAUCAAAACUGUCAGGAUGGAAGGUGACCAAGUCUAGUUAUGUUGCAACACGGAACACUGGAACCAUGAAUUCGCCAGUUGGACUGUCACUGGGGGAAGCAGUCUGUUUGCAACCAAAAAUAUCUCACAGCAAGAAUGGACAGGAGGUAAUCUUAAAGUGGCUUGGUGGGAGAGAAUUGAGGUUCCAUGCUGUGUGGUUACGGUAUAACUGUCAAUGUCCAGAGUGUGUCCAGCCCUAUUCUGGGCAGCGACUGUUGGAGGCAGGUGAAGUAAACCCCGACAUUACUGUAGAAUCAGCAUAUGUCAGUGAGGAUGGAACAGAGUUGCAUUUAAAGUGGGCUGGCAGUUACCAUGAAGGACAUGUUAGACUUGAUUUUCUACGAAAAAACAGUUACCAUGGACACAAAGAAACAGUGUCACGACAUCAGGUAACUCAAAUGCCGAGUAUUAGCUAUGAGGAGGUGAUGAGUGGAAAAAGAGGACUGCUAAGGUGGUUACAACAUAUUAACAAAGAUGGAAUGUGUCUGGUUAAAGGUGCACCAACAGAUUUGAAUUCACUGAUAAAGGUGGUACAAAGAAUAGGUCCAGUACAGGAGACAAUCUAUGGCAAGUUAUUUGGUGUUGAGAGUACUCCAAAUCCGAUCAAUGUAGCAUACUCAUCUGUGAAGCUUGAUUACCACAUGGACCUGGUGUACUACGAAUCCCCUCCAGGGCUACAGUUUUUACACUGCAUCAGGUUUGAUGACUGCGUUGUUGGAGGUGAGAAUUUCAUGCUGAAUGUAAUGGCAGUGGCUGAGCUCUUCAGACAACAACAUCCUGCUGACUUUGAAAUACUCACUAAAGUCCCUGCCACAUUCCAGAAAGUCCACUUUGCACGCAGUGAACCAGUCUUGAUGAAAUAUCAGCGACCUCACAUCAACCUCAAUCAUAGGGGCGAGAUUGUGAAUGUAAUCUGGUCACCACAGUUUGAGGGACCUCUCUUUGCUGAAUAUGAUGAUGUGCUGCCAUACUACCAGGCAUACCACAAGUUUUCCAAGGCAAUACAAAACAGCCAAAACUGUGUGAAACUGAGGCUAAAGCCAGGAGAAAUACUGACCUUUAACAACAGAACAAUUUUACACGCCAGAACAUCCUUUGAACUUAAUGGAGGGGAACGAAAAUUGCAGGGUUGUUAUCUCAACAUUGAUGAAUACAAAUCUAAGCUAGCAGUUCUUGCCCAUCUCCUAGAAGACAAUCAACCAGUGAAGCAUGUUGGUAAUCAGUGCUGGUUUUAGUUAAAGCUGAGGAUGAAUCCUGUACUUAAAUUGGAUGAUGGCAUGGGGCAAAUAAACCCUUUUGUUUAAAAAUGCCAGCAAUAUGUACUACUUUAAAAUUAUACAAAACUUAAACAUAAUGACUUAUACAUGUGUAUCUAAAUAAUAAGAUGUAAUAUUCAAGUUUAAGCUCACUUUACACAAAGUCAGAUGAUUCCACUGGGCAGUGUCCAUCUGAAUCCACAUACAUUGUAUAAACAUUUAAAGCUAAGGAAAUAGGAAUAAAUUUUGUGUAAAUAGUGGAUUUCUGACCCAAGGGGCCUAAGGGGUGGGGCCAAAAGUGGAAAUUUUAAAAUCUUACUCCUUCUGCAGGAAAGAUAGUAUUUUACCAAAUUUGGUCUGAAGAAUUCUUUAAUGAAAGGGAAUCAAUUUGUAUAAAUGGUAGGUCUUGGCCUCAUGGGCAAGAGGGGCUAGGUCACUCAGAGGAAAUAGAGCAAAUUACUUAAAGUCCUAUUCCUUCUGCAGUAAAAGAUUGGAUUUUGCGAAAAGUUUGGUCUGAAGCAUUCUUAGGUGAUGAGGAAUCAUUUUUCAGUUCAUCUGCCUUGGGCAGGAGGGGCAGGUUUUAAUAUGGGAAAUAAAGCAAAGCCUUUAAAAUCUUACUCCUCCUGUAGGAAUGAUUAUAUAUUGUCUAAAUUUGGUCUGAAGUAUCAUCGGGUGAACGAUUGAAAGGGAAUCAAUUGUGUAUUAAUGGUGGGUCUCAGGCUCACUAUGGCAUGAGGAAUGGGACCCAAUUGGGGGAAAUAGUGCAAAUUCUUUAAAAUCCUUCUCCUGUAGGAAAGAUAAGAUUUUGCACAAAUUUGGUUUGAAGCGUUCUUGUGUGACAAUUAAUCAUUUUUUAGUUCAAAACAGUGAAUCCCAUCUGUCUUGGACAGGGGAAGUACAGCAAAGUCUUUAAAAUCUUACCCCUCUUGUAGGAAUGAUUAGAUUUUGUCUAAAUUUGGUCUGAGGUAUCAUUGGGUGAAAGAUUGAAAGGGAAUCAAUUUUAUAUUAAUGGUGGGUCUCAGGUCCCUUAUGGCAUAAGGGGUCGGACCCAAUAGGGGAAAUAGAGCAAAUUCUUUAAAAAAAAUAGCCCAAAUUUGGUUUGAAGUAUUCUUGGUUGAAGGCAAAUCUUGAUUUGCAUAAACAGUGAGUCUUCGCCCCUGAGGCAGGAGGGAUGGGCACCAAUAUUGGAAAUCAUAAAGAAAAAUUAUUUAAAAUGCUACAUCUCCUGUUGAAGUUAUUUGGUCUGAAGUAUGAAUGGUUUUGCUGACAGAAAGUCGUGGCCCAGUAGGAAAAUAGAUAUGCUGUGUGCUUAGAUAUUUAUAGUUCCUUUUCCUUUAGUUUUUAUUUCAAAAGACUGAAAGCAGGUGUGUUUUGUUUGCAAGCUCACAUGAAAUUAUUUGGCAUAAAACAUUUUCUUAUUGCACUUAAGGUAUGUAGAAAAUGGAGAUACUUUUCACCAUGUAACAUGUACAAUGGAAGCCUCCAUUGCUACUCAGUAUCAUUAUGUGUGAACAUAGACUUUAUAAGCACUUUCUUUACACCAGGUAAAAUGCUAGAACAUUUCACUUUCAUUCCAAAAUAUUAUCUAACAAAGUUUUUAGUAGUUUUCUGUGUUAUCAAACAUUUCACAAGUGAUCACGCUGGUAUACAUCUUGUCACACUUAACUAGCACUACCAAACAGGUUACCAUCAACUUGCCAUGACCAUAGCCCAUUAAUAAACCAUGAAUGCCAACCCUCAAUUUGCCAUUAAAAUAUUAUUAAAAUAUUAUUAAGAUUUGA